Molecule: messenger RNA, 3364 nt
Organism: Zootoca vivipara (common lizard)
Lineage: Eukaryota; Metazoa; Chordata; Lepidosauria; Squamata; Lacertidae
Gene: IQSEC3
Product: IQ motif and Sec7 domain ArfGEF 3
Biological process (GO): regulation of ARF protein signal transduction; actin cytoskeleton organization
Molecular function (GO): guanyl-nucleotide exchange factor activity
Source: RefSeq, a predicted model, not a curated record
AUGCUAGAGCACAAAUAUGGAGGCCACCUGGUCUCUCGGAGGGCAGCCUGCACCAUCCAGACUGCCUUCCGCCAGUACCAGCUCAGCAAAAACUUUGAGAAGAUACGGAACUCGCUCCUGGAGAGUCGCAUGCCGCGGCGGAUUUCACUAAGGAAAGUCCGAGUCCAGAACUCUGAAAGUUUUUCUGCUGAGAAGGCCCUCGUGGAAGGCUAUAACUUUGUGGGCAUCCCCUUGGUGAGGUCUCCGUCUUUGCCAGCUACCAUAAGCGGGGCCCUGACUGAGCUGGAGGACUCUUUCACCGAGCAAGUCCAGUCUUUGGCCAAGUCUAUAGAUGACGCCCUCAGCACAUGGAGCCUGAAGACGAUGUGUUCCCUUCAAGACGGCAGCUCCUACCAGAUAAGGGAGACAUUCAGCACGAUGCAGCCAAACCAAGACUUGGAAGCCGAACUGAAGGAUCAAGAGAAGGAGGAAGGGCUGCUGCCAGAUACAUUGCCAAAGAGCAGCAGCACCCUCAUGAUGGCCUUCCGGGACGUCACCGUCCAGAUUGACAACAAGAACUUCUCCGUCUCCUCAUCUACCUCGGUGUCUAUGGCAAACUGUCUUGCCAACAACACCCAGGCGGGAGUUUCUCAAGCUGCCAAAAUAGAAGAAAUCCCAGAGGAAGCUGGGAAAGAGAACCAAGAGCAUCAAGCUGUCUCCGAGGGGCAGCCUGACUCCGGAAUCCUUCAGAAUAGUCAUACGGCAACUGAGGGGAACGUCAACACCAACGGCUUGGUGGGAGGGGAAGCAGACCAAGAACAAAUGAUGGUGCAGAAGCUGGAGUUCGGCUCCAGCCACGAGGCUGGGCAGAACAAGGGCUUGGAGGCAGAAAAUGUGGACAAUUCAGAGCAGCUGAGCAGCAGCAGCACCUCCACCUCAGCCAAGUCUGCCUCAGAGUUGUCUUCGAAGGAAGCCCUGCAGGCCAUGAUUUUGAGCCUCCCGCGGUAUCACUGUGAAAACCCGGCCAGCUGCAAAUCUCCUACUCUUUCCACGGACACCAUGAGGAAACGGCUCUACCGCAUUGGGCUAAACCUCUUUAACAUAAAUCCAGACAAGGGGAUCCAGUUCCUUAUAUCUCGGGGCUUCAUACCAGACACACCGAUUGGAGUGGCACAUUUCCUGUUGCAGCGCAAGGGGCUCAGCCGGCAGAUGAUCGGGGAGUUCCUGGGGAACAGCAAGAAACAGUUCAACCGGGAUGUUCUAGACUGUGUAGUAGAUGAGAUGGACUUCUCUGGCAUGGAGCUUGAUGAAGCUUUGCGGAAAUUUCAAGCCCACAUCCGGGUGCAGGGAGAGGCCCAGAAGGUGGAGAGGUUGAUUGAAGCCUUCAGCCAGCGGUACUGCAUGUGUAACCCUGACGUAGUCCAGCAAUUCCAUAACCCAGACACCAUCUUCAUCCUGGCCUUUGCCAUCAUCCUUCUCAACACGGAUAUGUACAGCCCUAACAUCAAACCCGACAGGAAAAUGAUGCUGGAGGACUUUAUUCGGAACCUCAGAGGAGUAGAUGAUGGAGCUGACAUUCCCCGGGACUUGGUGGUGGGAAUUUAUGAGAGGAUCCAACAGAGAGAGCUCAAAUCAAAUGAGGAUCAUGUAACCUAUGUCACCAAAGUAGAAAAAUCCAUUGUUGGAAUGAAAACGGUCCUCUCAGUGCCACAUCGCCGGUUAGUUUGCUGCAGCCGACUUUACGAAGUGACAGACGUCAACAAAGUACAGAAGCAAGCUGCUCACCAGAGGGAGGUCUUCCUCUUCAAUGAUUUGCUGGUGAUUCUCAAGCUUUGCCCCAAGAAGAAAAGCUCUUCAACGUACACAUUUUGCAAGUCUGUCGGCCUGUUAGGAAUGCAGUUCCAUCUCUUUGAGAAUGAAUAUUACCCGCAUGGCAUCACCUUGGUGACUCCUCUUUCAGGCUCAGAGAAGAAACAGGUACUCCAUUUCUGCGCUCUGGGUGCCGAGGAAAUGCAGAAAUUUGUGGAAGACCUAAAAGAGUCAAUAGCAGAGGUGAUGGAGCUAGAACAGAUUCGAAUUGAAUGGGAGCUGGAGAAGCAACAUGGGACAAAGAACCUUUCCUUAAAGUCCAAUGGAGCUCAGAUGGAAAUACAAUCCAAGCAAGGAUCUCCAACAGCCAAAAGAGAUUUGGGAGAGAAGGUUCCGGACAGCACAGUGGAGGUUUUAAUCAAUGCCUCCCCUGCCAGACUGACAAUUUUACCAAUUUCCAGAGAUACAAUAAAAAGUUACUGCUAGGACGGGUAAUACAACUUUCAAAUCCAGAUUAAACUUCAAAGCAUUUUUUUUCAAGCCGUUUCAAUAACUGUUAACACAUCCUUCAUGGAGCGAGCGCCCGAACUCUGGAGACUAACCUGCUCCUUCCUCAUCCCCACCCAACACACUUUCAGGAGAAAUCAGAGACACAGAUGAGGUGAACUCCGCUGGCAGGCCACCGCCAUCACAGGACCCCCCGCUAAAACUCACUGCUAUGACCUUUCCCUCAUAGGUUCUUCUGCCCUAGACACUGGGCCCCUCGUCACAGGCUUCCAUAGACCAAACAUUUCCCAUAUUCACUGGGACUCUUCUUAGGUUGAAAGCUUAGGCCAACCAUUUCCCAAUUUGGGGAGGGUUGUUGGAGGAACUUUCUUGCCUGUCCUUAUUUGGGAGCAAGGACUCUGUUGUGGGAGUCUUUCUGUGGAUCUCAGCUCACCAAGAAAGCUGUCAUCUGGGAGAGAUAUCCAGAAUAUUUCGUUUGCCCCAGCUUUGUCCUUUCCCAAGCCUCUUUCACCAGGUAGAUAGCUCCAUCUCCCUGCAAGUGUUACUUGACAUAGGGGCAGGAGCUGCAGUUCUUCACAAACAAGCAUUUCCUCAAUCAGCCUCCAUUUCCAGCUCCAACUCCUCUUUCUUGCUGAUUUAGGCCUCUUUCCACAGAGGCCAUUUUACACCCACGCCCCAGCUUUCUGUUCAACAGCCUGGGAAAAACCCAGCUGCCACAGGCAUAAUUCCUCAGACCCAGUUCAUGCUGGUUUCAUAAAACCCUAUUUCAUCACCCUGAUGACAUUCCUGCUGCUGGGGAGGAGGGAUGGGCAUCUCCACGGCCUCAUAUACAGCUGUUGGGCCUGCAAACAUUUCUCCAUGAAGGGUUUUCAGUUCAGGGGUGUAAAAUUCCAAGGAGACAGUUCACAAAUAUAUGUUCCUUCAGGUGAUUCCAGAAUCAGGCAGACAGGGCCCCAGAUCUGUCCGUUGUGGAAGAGAUCCUUCUCUUCCCAUUCCUAGUUUCCUCCUGCUCUCCUGGGGAGCUGUGCCCUUCUGAAACUCUUUAUUCUAGGAGUUUCCCCCCUUGUAC